This is a messenger RNA of Eimeria acervulina, 1587 nucleotides long. RefSeq names its product beclin 1, putative. The transcript has 6 exons. NCBI's taxonomy places the organism in Eukaryota, Apicomplexa, Conoidasida, Eucoccidiorida, Eimeriidae. Bases 1 to 1587 code for a protein of 528 amino acids. Gene Ontology annotation, cellular component: phosphatidylinositol 3-kinase complex, class III, type I; phagophore assembly site; phosphatidylinositol 3-kinase complex, class III, type II. The record is from RefSeq and is a predicted model, not a curated record. Gene Ontology annotation, biological process: autophagy; autophagosome assembly; late endosome to vacuole transport.
AUGGAGCCGCCGAGUAGCCCACUGCAGCCCCUCCCCACAGCCUCCUUCAUAUGCGAGAGCUGCUCCCGGCAUGUAGUCGUUGUGCUGGAUAGUAGUGCCCAGCUGUUGAACACACCACUACAAACAGGCAGGCAGCUCAAGAGGGAAGCCUCACUGCCUGCCGGGGCAGAACAUCCUUUGCAGCUGCAGUUCCACGACAUUGAUGAAAGCCAGUUCUAUCUAAAUAAAGCGGGUGCAACGCUUCCGCCUCCAGAUGAUGCGGCUGCAUCUGCUCCGUUGCAGCAACCGCCGCAGGCAGACCUGCAACAGCUGCAGCCUCCUGCAUUUUCAGCCAACGAAAGCAGCAGCUCCUUAUCAGCCUCGUGCGCUCCAUCACCCUUUGCUGAGGCAGCCGAUCCCAGUGGCCCUCCCUUGCCUGGCGAGGAGGGCGCAGAAACGGAUUCAGUGAUGAUGUAUCCCCUCUGUGCUGCUUGUUUAGACGCGGAUAUAGCUGAAGUCGAGCCCUCGACUGCCCACGAGAAGCGGCUUAUCCGAAAAUAUGAAAAGGCGCUGAGAAGGCUCCAGCGGCGGUUCCCUGCGAGAGCCGUACUAUCCAAGGAGGAAGCUGAAGCAGAAGCUGCAACAGAUGCCGCGGAUUCUGCGGUGGUGGAGUUGCGACAGCUGGAGGAAGAGGAAAGAAAAUUGGAAGCGGAAAUAUCUUCAAUUGAGGCUUGUACGGCCCAGAAAGAAGUACAAAAACGCGCAAUCGUCGCCGAGCUCGCGGAGCUGCACAUGUGGCAUGUUGAAUUUUGGCUGUUGUACACAAACCAUUGGCUACGCAUGAUGCGUCAUGGAGAGCGAAAAAGGGCCAUGGAGCGCCUGUUCGUGUACAUUGGGUCAGAGCUGCGGCGUUUGAAGCGGUUGAAUGUAGUCACGGACGCCUUCCACAUAUGGACAUACAAGUUUUUGCCCUCCAUAAACAAAUGCAGAAUCGACGUCUUCUACCGCAAGUGUCAAGCGCAUCCCUCCAACUAUCGACUCGUGCCCAGAGGGCAAUUCUCCUUCCUUAUAAGGCAAGAAAGCGCACAACUCCAAGUUUGGAGUUCAGGUUUGUUGAUUAGGCUUUACGGCUUAGGGGUGGAGGGUUGGCAUCUGGGAUGCUGCAGAAAGGAAGAUGGCGUUGUCCUUCCGUUGCACGGCGGUGGGGGGGAAGUUGGACUGAGCCGUUUUUUCUACAGCAACAAGCGGUUUGACUCAGCGAUGAUGGCGUACCUAGAAUGCGUUAAAGAGAGCAAACCUGGGGGAUUCAUUGGCGUGUUUGUCUGUGCACAAUGCGCGUUGCAGCUCUUUGACUUGCUUGUCACUGCAGCGGAGGACCGAAGCAAAGAGAGAGCCAUCUGCCCUCUCUUGCCCUUUCCCGAACUUCCAUAUGAAAUCGAGGGCGACCGAGUUGGGGGCUUCAGUAUCCGCUUACAGCUAAACCAGGACGAAAGGUGGACCAAGGCACUCAAGCUGCUUCUCAUCGACAUGAAGUGGCUCCUCGAGUACAUCGAGCGUGAGCCGCCGCGAAUCCUUAAGCUCGUGCCCAUGCAAAGACAGCAGUACUAG